Messenger RNA from Zonotrichia leucophrys gambelii, 1263 nucleotides. RefSeq names its product FA complementation group L (gene FANCL). The record is from RefSeq and is a predicted model, not a curated record. NCBI's taxonomy places the organism in Eukaryota, Metazoa, Chordata, Aves, Passeriformes, Passerellidae. Gene Ontology annotation, biological process: interstrand cross-link repair; protein monoubiquitination. The transcript is spliced from 14 exons. Bases 41 to 1162 code for a protein of 373 amino acids. Gene Ontology annotation, cellular component: Fanconi anaemia nuclear complex; nucleus. Gene Ontology annotation, molecular function: ubiquitin protein ligase activity.
GGGGCCUCGCGUUCGAACGGCGGCGGCGCCGGGCGGGAACAUGGCGGGGCCGCGGGCUCUGCUCCGGCAAUGCCCGCUGCUGCUGCCGCAGGACCGCCACGGCACCGCCUACGAGGGCUUUGUCACGGCCCAGGGUAGAAACUUCCACAUCAGGGUACUGCUGCCAGUGGAUUUGCAGUUGAAAAAUGCCAGGAUAGAGUGCAGCUGGCGGCUGAGGAGGAUCCUGCACGGCUACCGGCACAUUUUGAAGCAGAGGCUGCACAGCUGCCCAGACCUUGUCAGCUUUAUGGUGGAGCUGAAAACUGUUUUGGAAAUUGCUUUAAAGAACACACAAGACCUGCACAUCUCAAGGCCUCCAGAAUACUACUCCUGCCUUGUCAGAGAUCUAGAAAUACUGGGCUGGAAUAGAGUGGCCUAUGUGGACACUGGGCUGAGCACAGUCAAGUUAAAAGCUGAAGACUCUUGUGGUCGGCAGCAUCUCAUCACUCUCAAGUUAAAUGCAAAGUAUCCCACAGAACCACCAGAUUGCCUUGUGGAUUUUCCUGUUCCCUUUGCUGUUUCCUGGAUGCCACAGAACUCCUUAAUAGACAUUUACAACCAGUUCCUGGCAGCACUGGAGUCGCUGAAGGAAUUCUGGGAUGCCCUGGAUGAAAUCGAUGGCAGGACGUGGGUGCUUGAGCCAGAAAAUCCCACCCGGAGCGCCACAAGCAGGAGAAUUGCAAUAGGGAACAAUGUCUCAGUGAACAUAGAGGUUGAUCCUCGCCAUCCAAACAUGCUUCCAGAGUGUUAUUUCCUUGGGGCAGAUCAUGAAGUGAACCCCCUGAGAACCAAACUCAACACCAACAUGCACUUGUGGGACCCAGAAGUCAGUUUGUUACAGAACUUGAGAGAGCUCCUAGGAAUUGAUUUUCCCUCCCGUGGUGUGCUGGAAAAAAGCGACUUUGCCAAGGACUGUGGGAUCUGCUACGCCUACCGGCUGGAGGGCAGCGCGCCCGACCACGUGUGUGACGAUCCCCGCUGCGGGCAGCCCUUCCACCAGGCCUGUCUCUAUGAGUGGCUACAAGGCCUUCCUACCAGCAGACAGAGCUUUAAUGUCAUCUUUGGUGAAUGUCCCUAUUGUAAUAAGCCCCUGACACUGAAAUCUUCAAUGAAGAAACUCUAAAAGCUGCAUUGUGGGAGCACCACUGCACUCCCACUGAAGACACAGGAACAGCAACAUCAAAGCAGAUACAAGGACAGGACAAUGAGCACCAGAAGCACCAG